AUGCUCCUUCCUCUUCUUCCCUUCCUUUUUCUCGCCGAAUCGACCGCCCAUCUCUGCUAUUCGUGUUACGGCGAGACGGUGAACUCGACGUGCUUCCAGAAUGCUCGCGGAGCCGCGUGGGUCGAAUGCGAGAAGGGAGAGUGCCAGGUUGGUAAAUAGCAAAAGCAGAAGCGAGUGGAAAUCUUUUGAUGAAGUGAAUGAAGGAAAAACACGCGCAUUCCAUUAGGAGGAAAUGGAUUUUAGUGGAAAACAAACAUUUCUAAAUAGCGCUUAUGGCAAAAACGCUCGGAACAUGAGCAAAGUUGGUAAGAAUCAGGGGAAAAACUUGAAAGAUUAUUUCCGGCGCUUUUGAAACCGAAAAUUUCGUGACCGAAUUGAAAAUAGCGAAACAUUUCCACUUGGAAUGCAAAAAUAACACAACCGAAAAACGCAUGUUUGGAAAGGAGAAAAAGAAGAUGGAUGUGGUCGCGAAGAGUGCUCGAACCAUCGUCUUUUUCUCCUCUUUUUCCGCCCAGCCAUUGAAUUGUGCUCUCACCAGUUUUUGAAGUUGAUCGACAUCUUUUAGUUCCAUUUAAAACAUUAAUUGAAUGUUUCAGUGAAGCUAAAAUUGUUUCUACUAGUGCAUUCCAAAGAAACAUCAGUGCACAGUUUCACAUUUUCCAGAAGAGGUUGAAGUUAUUUGUCCGUUCAAUCACUGCUCUCUUAGAUGUCGUGUUUGUUUCAGAGCGCUAUCAAAAGUGUCUUACAGGUGUGGUCCCUGUACUCGUCCGACUCUCCCGCCAACGUCUACAUGUUCGAGCGCUCGUGCAGCGGCGUCUGCCAGCCGGGAUGCGUCCAGAUCAGCGAUAUGGGGCAUCGGUUCACGAGCUGCUCGACGUGCUGCUCCGCCAACUUUUGCAAUGUCGGCUCUUCCGGCUCUUUUCCCUCUUUCGACGCUUUCUCAUUACCGCUCAUUGUUUCACUUUUGCACGUUUUGCCGUCAAUAAAAGUGGCGUCGUAG
Molecule: messenger RNA, 1000 nt
Organism: Caenorhabditis sp. 36 PRJEB53466
Lineage: Eukaryota; Metazoa; Nematoda; Chromadorea; Rhabditida; Rhabditidae
Source: the annotation of a GenBank genome assembly